Molecule: messenger RNA, 1557 nt
Organism: Sphenostylis stenocarpa
Lineage: Eukaryota; Viridiplantae; Streptophyta; Magnoliopsida; Fabales; Fabaceae
Source: the annotation of a GenBank genome assembly
AUGAAGGUAGAGCUGCAAGAUCAGAAACAGGUGGAUGAGGGCAAAGCCACCCUGGUCUCAAGCAACACACCUUACCUUGGCGGCUACAAAACCACUUCAAAAUCUGUUGAACCAAAUUAUAUAGCUUCAUAUACUGCUACUAAGCACCACCAUCACCAUGAAAAGCUCAAUCAGCCUUACAAAGCUAGUUACACAACUAGUGAUGCCCACAAAGCCAACCAACCUGAUUACUUUUACAAGACCAACACCUAUGAUUUCAAUCACCCUUACGUUACUGCCUAUGGUGCCAAGAAAACUCCAAAAAAGUCACACAAUAGUGAUGCCACUGUACCUUACAUAACUAGUUAUGGUGGAAACACUCCUGCACAAGAAGCCAACCUUCCUUACAUUACUGCCUAUGGUGCUAAGACAGUUCCAAAAGAUUCACCCAGUGAUGAUGCUACUGUACCUUAUAUAACUAGUUAUACAAGAACCACUCCUGCACAAGGAGCCAACCAUCCUUACAUUACUGCCUAUGGUGCUAAGAAAGUUCCAAAAGAGUCACCCAAUGAUGAUACUACUGUGCCUUAUAUAACUAGUUAUGCAAGAACCACUCCUGCAAAAGAAGCCAACCAUCCUUACAUUACUUCCUAUGGUGCUAAAAAAGUUCCAAAAGAUUCAACCAGUGAUGAUACUACUGUACCUUAUAUAACUAGUUAUGGUGGAACCACUCAUGGCCAUGAAGCCAAUCAUCCUUACGUUACUGCCUAUGGCUCCAAGAAAGUUUCAAAAGGUUCAACCAGUGAUGAUACUACUGCACCUUAUAUUGCACAAUAUGGUGGAACCGGUCCCAAAAAUGACCCGAAAAAGUCUUCGAACGUUGAUCGUACAGAGGCUUUCAAGGUAGGAUUUUUCGCUUUGGAUGAUCUUCAUGUUGGGAAUGUGAUGACACUACAAUUUCCCAUCCAAGAGGUUUCUCACUUCCUCCCCAAAAAAGAAGCUGACUCUAUUCCUUUCUCAACCUCACAACUUCCAAGUGUUCUUCAACUCUUCUCAAUCUCUGAAGAUUCUCCCGAGGCCAAUGCCAUGAGAGAAACACUUCUAGAAUGUGAAGGAGAACCGAUCACAGGAGAGACCAAGAUUUGUGCCACCUCUUUAGAGUCCAUGCUCGAAUUCGUUGGCACCACCAUUGGUUCAGAGACCAAGCGCAAUCUUCUCACAACUAGCCUCCCCACAGCCUCUGGUGUCCCGCUACAAAAGUUCACCAUAUUGGAAGUAUCAGAAGAUAUCAAUGCUCCUAAAUGGGUGGCUUGUCAUCCCCUACCUUACCCUUAUGCUCUUUACUAUUGUCACUUCAUAGCUACAGGGAGCAAGGUGUUCAAGGUCUCACUGGGCAGUGAGAAUGGAGAUAACAAAGUUGAAGCUCUUGGCAUUUGUCAUUUGGACACAUCGGAUUGGAAUCCAGACCACAUUAUAUUUAGGCAGCUUGGAAUUAAAGCUGGGCAGGAUCCAGUGUGCCACUUCUUCCCCGUAAAACAUCUGUUGUGGGUUCCCCAACCUUCAGAAGCCACCAUGUGA